AUGGCACUUAGUGAGGUCAGUAGCACUUGUGAUGAAAACUACCAAAGUUCCCAGACUGUCAAAUCAAAUAAAGACUGUUUUCAAGGAAUGGAUAUCCAUACAGAAAAACCAUUCUCUCUAGAGAGCGAAGAAUACACCCACAAUAAUCACUUUGAUUCAACUGUUGAUAAUCCCCAAAGGGAAGGCAAAACCAGUAAAAGCACAAGACGUUCUUGGAAUGAGUUUGUGUCAGACAAACUUCGUGGGUAUAAGAAAAAAGCUGGUUCUUGGAAACCAGCUAAGGAGGUUAAUUGUUAUGACGGAACAAAAAGUGAAGAAGUAGAGAAACUGGCACUUAAUCAACAACAGAAAGAACAAUAUCAACUCCUAACUCAGAACACAAAGGAUAUGGAGUGUGACAAUCUUGGAAAAUACGAUAUCAAAUACAAACGUCCACAUACAAGAACCAGCCAGAUAGUUUAUGGUGUGCACAUCGAUGAUUUAUAUGAGCAACCUUUAGCAUCGCUAAAUCGUGAUGAUCUUCUUGACAUUCCUAAAGCCCAUAACCUUAGGAAAGAUGCAACCAUAAAACCUAUUCCUUUACUUUCACAGAAGCUAGAUGUUAGGCCUCAAAGUUCUAACUUCUGUGAUUUACCCAGUGAAAAAAUCACCAAGGCCUCAACACCAAUGCUUUAUCAUCUUGCUUGUAGCAACAACAGCUCUUUGGCAAUGCUGAACACCUCAAUACAAACUAAGCAACUAGACACAUGUAAAGAAUCUAAUACCUUUCAGAAGAAAGAGAUGAACUUUUUCAUCUCCCGACGCUGCGCUACGCACGAGGUCGCCAAGCUGAGCGUGGGAUCGCACUGUACAAGACACACUGCUCGCGAAGGGCCGCAAGUCGCCGCUUGCCUGUGCUCCGUGCUGCUUCGUGUGCAAUUAUGUGUUAUGGGAGAUAAUGCUGCAAGUGAGACAGAAAAUGUUUUCAGAAAUCGGGGGAAAUCCAUGGAAGAAUUGGGAACUUCAAACAAAACGAGGCUUUCUGUGCUGAGUCAAAGCAGUGAUCCGAUUUACCACGUUAAAGUCGCCACACUCGUACCACGGCCAGAAUCUACAAGCGGCACAGCUGUGCUCCAUCAAGACCACCUUAAGGCCUGUGCGGAGUAUGAAUCAGGAAAGCAGCCCAGACAAACAAGUCAGGAGGAUUUUCUGGAGCCCCACAUUUCAGUUGUUGGAAAGUCGGCACAAGAGAAACAUUCCGGGUCCCAGAGAACAAGUGCUGUUUCCUCAGACAAUUCCAGCAGCACUCCUCCUUCACAGUUUUACCCCAUGGCUGCUGAGAUUUCACCCUGCAUGAAAGUAGAGGAUAAAGUUUUUAAUUGCAUGCAGCAGGAACAGGACAUACACUAUACUGCUGAGGACAAUCCACCAUCACAUGGUACCUUACCUCUUCAUCUAAAUACACAUAUAGCAAGCUUGGAGCCAUCUGAUGAAGAUCUUCCAGGGUAUGAUAAUGAGGUGAGAGCUGAUGUGAAUGACCUUUGUGAAAGUUCAGCAGUCAAAGAGCCGCCUUUCCUUACAACUGAAUAUCGAGACACUGAAGCUGUAAGUAAACAGACAACAUCCACUGAUUUUCGGUCAAUGAGCAGCAUACAGCAGGAAGAGCUAGAACCUAACCCAGCCAGCCAGGUGAUCAGUACACAGACAGCCAGUGCUGUGGGUUAUGAUGAGUACAGCCGGAGCAAUGGAUCCACCGGGCAAGAAAUGGAUGCUAGUAUGCAGGAGAAAAGAGAUACAGCCAUGGAGGACUUGACUGGAGUCGUGCAGAAGCCCCCUACAGAGGAGAGGUGUGCAGAACUGGUUAGAGAGAUUGUAUCCAAAGACAAGUCCCUGGUAGACAUUCUAAAACCCCUUCCUAUGAGGGCAUCUGCAAUCAGUCUCAUGAAAAACCUCUUCCAUGUGGAUAUUUCUGUACAGGAGAAAUGCCGGAAUCGGGGACUAAAGAAAGAAAAGAUGAAUCUAGAAGGUAUGUCCAAAUCGCAUUCAAAGACUAUGCUGCUGCUUCAGAGGAAGUCUGAUGAGUGCCCGAAUGAGAUCACCUCUAAAAAGAUGGAACUGAUGUCCCACAUAAACUCUCAACUGGAAGAACUCUUUGCCCAAAGGGAAUCACUUCUGUCUGAGAUCAGUGAUAACACAACUCACGGUACAGAUUUGGAAGUCGUGGUGAAAGAGGUCUGUAAACCCAAUGAGUAUGAGCGCUACAUGAUGUUUAUCGGAGACUUGGAGAAAGUGGUGAGCUUGCUCUUCUGCCUGACCACAAGACUAGCUCGGGUUGAAAAUGCUUUGAGUAGAACUGAUGAAGAUACAGAUGCUGAUGAGAUGCAAUCCCUGAAGGAACGUCAUAGUCUCCUAACCAGGCAGAGAGAGGACGCCAAAGAUUUAAAGGACAACCUGGACCGCAGAGAGCAAGUGGUAACAGGAAUCCUGGCCAAAUAUCUAAAUGAGGCCCAGCUUGAGGGCUACAAACUCUAUGUGAGGUUAAAGACUUAUUUCUUGAUUGAGCAGAAAGACCUGGAAGAAAAGAUUAAAUUUCAUGAGGAACAGUUGGAGAGUCUUCACAACAGCAUUCCUCCUUAAUCAUCUAGUAGAAUGCAAGGCCACAUCCCUACUGGCAUUCUAUGCCAUGACAGCAGAGCCCUUCGGGCUUUGAUAUGAAGUUUUUUGGUGUUGAUUAUGCUGCUGCUAACUCAUAACAGGAUUAUUACUGAAAGUGUUUUUGACCGUGUUAAUCAGGCUUAAAAUAAAAAGAACUUCUUGGCAUAGGAGGUUUGAACGUUACAUAACUUAAAGUGUGCCUUUUUUGGAUAAAUUAUCAAUGUUUUGUCUUGAUCAUUGUUAUUAUAAGUGAUAGUGUCCAUGUCAUUUGGUUUCCGGGCUGACACAAUUAUUUCAUUAAAAAUAUGUAUAAUUCUA
Messenger RNA from Nanorana parkeri, 2952 nucleotides. Its product is annotated as protein Shroom1-like. The record is from RefSeq and is a predicted model, not a curated record. Gene Ontology annotation, molecular function: actin filament binding. Lineage: Eukaryota; Metazoa; Chordata; Amphibia; Anura; Dicroglossidae. Gene Ontology annotation, cellular component: adherens junction; cortical actin cytoskeleton; apical plasma membrane. Gene Ontology annotation, biological process: actin filament organization. The transcript has 7 exons. Bases 1 to 2616 code for a protein of 871 amino acids.